AUGAAGUUCCUCUUAUUUUCUCUGGGUCUUUCGGGGCUUUUCUUUCUCGGUGCUUCCCUGACGAUCUCCGAAAUCAAUGGCCCUGCGCACCGGUCUCCCUAUGAGAACAAAGAUGUGACGGAUGUCACUGGCCUUGUUACCGCUAUUGGUCCUUCAGGUUUCUUUCUCAGAGAUACUACUCCCGACAGACUUAUCCAGACGUCAAAUUCCGUCUACGUCUUCACUUCCUCCUCCAUCAGCAUCCGAGGCAAUAUCGCCGUCGGUGACAUAAUCACAAUUGAUGGACGUAUCCUCGAGUAUAGGAGCAGCGAAGCGUACUUAUUCUUGACGGAGAUUAGUGCACCGAGGAACCUGCGUAAGGUGUCCAGCGGGAACAAAGUUGAGCCAGUGGUGCUCGGAAUGGAGAGGGCGCCACCGGCGUAUCAUUACUCUGCGAUAGACGAGACGGCCGGUGGAGUAUUUGCUGUGCCGAACAACCAGAGCCUGUAUUCGGUGGUCAAUGCUACAGCUGAGCAGGAUAAGUAUGGGUUGGACUUUUGGGAGAGUCUGGGCGGGGAAUUGGUUAAAAUUCCUGGGCCUGUUGUGCUUUCUAAGUCGAAUAGCUUUGGGGAUGUUUGGGUGAAUGGAGAAUGGAGGGUUACUGGGAAGAAUUCUCGAGGGGGUUUGACUAUUGUUCCCGGAUACACGGGCGCCGACGCUAACCCGGAAGCUAUCCGAAUCGGCUCCCCGCUCGACGGUACUAAAAACGAAGCGGCCAAGCUCGGCGAUAAACUAGAAGAAGUCACCGGUGUCAUCACCUAUGUGCUCGGCUUCUAUACUGUCCUCCCGCUGACCGCACUCAAGGUCAAGUCUCAUGCGGAACCGUCUCUCCCGCCGCCAACGCUGCUAAAGUCUGGCUCCACCUGCUCGGGCUUGACAUUCGGUUGCUACAAUGUCGAGAACCUCGCUCUCAGCUCAGCACACCUUCCUCAAGUCGCAGACCACAUUGUGACAUAUAUGGGCACCCCAGACUUUGUUUUCUUGCAGGAAGUCCAGGAUGAUGAUGGGUCAAAUAACUCCGGCAACGUAAGCUCGAAUCAAACGCUCGCCGCGCUAUCUGCAGCCAUAAGGGAUCGCUCCGGGGUAAGCUAUGAAUUCGCCGUUAUCGACCCCGUUGAUGGGAUGGACGGUGGUCAGCCCGGAGGAAACAUCCGAGUAGCAUACUUCUAUAAUCCGGAGUUCUUCACCGUGCGUAAUCCGAACCCAGGAUCAAGCACGGAGGCCACGGAAGUUCUUCCAGGGCUGGAGUUGAAGUUCAAUCCUGGAAGAAUCGAUCCUGUGAAUGUCGCCUGGACAAACAGCAGAAAGCCACUUGCUGCUGUGUUUGAUACCGGAGAUGGUGACAAAGUUUUUGUUAUCAACGUGCACUUUACAAGCAAAGGUGGCAGCAGUAGCAUACAAAGUGACGCCAGACCACCGGUUAACGGCGGACUCGCAGACAGACAGGCUCAAGCCGAGUCUGUCGCUUCAUUCGUCUCAAAAAUCCUCGCUGAGGACCGCACGGCAAAGAUAAUCAUUGCAGGUGACUUCAACGAAUUUACAUACGUGUCUCCAAUGCGCGCCUUCGACGGAAUAGCCUACGACCUCGACGUGGUCACUUCGACCCCAGUAGAGGAGAGGUACACUUAUCUCUUUGACAUGAACAGUCAGCAAUUAGACCACAUGUUGGUCAGUUAUGAGAUCACGCAGAGGGAUCCGGAGUACGAACAUGUACAUAUUAAUACCUGGAACACUUUAGAGGGGGAAGUGUCUGAUCAUGAUCCGAGUGUUGCAAAGUUGAACGUUUGUAAAUAA
Tuber melanosporum (Perigord truffle) is the source of this 1833-nucleotide messenger RNA. RefSeq lists its product as uncharacterized. Gene Ontology annotation, molecular function: catalytic activity. The record is from RefSeq and is a predicted model, not a curated record. The transcript is spliced from 3 exons. Lineage: Eukaryota; Fungi; Ascomycota; Pezizomycetes; Pezizales; Tuberaceae. The coding region runs from base 1 to 1833 and encodes 610 amino acids.